UACAACAGGACUGUGAAGAAAACAGAAAGCUUUUAAAUUGUUGACACAAAAGCUGGACUAUCGGUCAUACUAAACAAUAUGAUAAAGUAGCCCGAUACUGGUAAUCUACAACAGAAAAACAAAAACCCGACAGAUAGAUAUGGUGUAUAUAAGCAAAAAUGCAGAAGGACAUAAUUGACUGACUUUACUUGGGUAUAACUUAAUCAACGAAAUCAAAGUUAUAUCUGCACCAGCAUCGUCGUUUCUACCGACAAAAUAGACGUGAAAGGAUAUAUGAAACGGAUUUAUCACGUAAGUAACUGGUGAAAGGAGAACUAACAACAUGGUGCAUGUUUCACAAACUGUCGUUUCGAUGCGGCAGCAGGACGAUGCUUCAUUUGGUUCGUACGUUUCGGCAAAUAGGAGCACACCUUCUACAUUAUCUACAUUCCCUCGUUUAGCGAUGACAUCUUUAUUACCAGGACAUAUCAGUUCAUUAUAUUUGAAUUCUCGACACGAAGACGAGGUGGCUUCCUCUGGUGUGUUAUCCAACGAAAUGAUUCCCUACAGCGUACAACCUUACGAUUUCAUUCGACAGCUUUUAACGUCACAAAACAUGGUUUCUAAAAUACUAGGAAGGUACUACGAAACAGGAUCUUUGAGGCAGGGAAUUGUAGGCGGAAGCAAGCCGAAAGUGGCAACACCUGUAGUAGUGGCACAAAUUGAAAAAUAUAAGAGGGAAAACCCGACCAUUUUUGCCUGGGAGAUAAGAGAACGUCUAAUAUCAGAAGGUGUUUGCGUCAAUAACACAGCACCUAGUGUGAGUUCCAUUAAUCGUAUACUAAGAAACAGAGCAGUUGAACGAGCCACGGCUGAAUUUGCAAGAGCUGCAGGGUAUGGUCUCUAUAACCCUUACACUGCUGUUUAUCCUUGGGGUGCUGCGACCACUGCGUCCUCGUCACGUGUCUGGUCAGGAAACUACCCUGGCACCUCAGUGGCGAUUAGGAAAGAGCCCACCAACGUAUCUUGUAUUAGUCCAGGUCGUGAACAUUUGGGAUUGGAAACGGACGAAGCAUCGUCUAAUGAAAUGAGAGAUCGGCUCAGUUUCCGUCGGAACAGGACUACGUUUAGUCCAGAACAGUUGGAGCUAUUGGAAGAGGAAUUUGAGAAGACUCACUAUCCUUGCGUUAGUACUCGAGAGCAACUCGCGGCCAAGACAAAUCUCUCCGAGGCUAGAGUCCAGGUGUGGUUUUCUAAUAGGAGAGCGAAGUGGAGACGACACCAACGAAUGAAUAUGAUGAAACCCCUAAACGAAACCGAAGUCUCGUCACCAGAGUCCGUUUCCCUCUCACCAGAACCAACAGUGCCUUCUAGUCAAGGCCCUAAACCCAGUGAAAAUGUGCCUUUAAUGGGUGGUAAAAACUCAGCUUUCUCUCCAGCGACAUCAUUCUCUAAACAGACACUUUUUACGUCUUCCGCGCUUGUUAUACAAUAACUGUCUUUUACAACAAUAGUUUACGUCAUAAAAGCAAAUAAUUUUAAU
Limulus polyphemus (Atlantic horseshoe crab) is the source of this 1522-nucleotide messenger RNA. RefSeq names its product paired box protein Pax-6-like. The record is from RefSeq and is a predicted model, not a curated record. Lineage: Eukaryota; Metazoa; Arthropoda; Merostomata; Xiphosura; Limulidae. Gene Ontology annotation, molecular function: RNA polymerase II cis-regulatory region sequence-specific DNA binding; DNA-binding transcription factor activity, RNA polymerase II-specific. The coding region runs from base 323 to 1474 and encodes 383 amino acids. Gene Ontology annotation, biological process: anatomical structure development; regulation of transcription by RNA polymerase II. The transcript has 9 exons.